This is a messenger RNA of Punica granatum (pomegranate), 2172 nucleotides long. Lineage: Eukaryota; Viridiplantae; Streptophyta; Magnoliopsida; Myrtales; Lythraceae. The record is from RefSeq and is a predicted model, not a curated record.
ACCGUUAAAACCCUUUUCUUCUUCGUCUUCCGUCGGCCAUGAGAGCUAUAAAUCUCCAAUCCCUUCUGCUUCCUCCGUCCCUCCGAUUCUUCUCCACCCUUUCUUCUCCUCGGCCAUUCCUCCCCUGUCGAAGCUUCUCCUCUCCUCGUGCAAGUCGUUGCCGGAGCAGAGCAACAGUCAUACGGUUCUCCAGCUGCGGAGCUAUGGCGACGGCCUCUGCUCCGCCCUCCGUGCGCUUGCGAGACACGAUCGAGCUGACUGGGAAGGAGCGGCAGAUCUUCGAUAGGCUCCUGGCCACCGUUCGCCAUUUCAAUCUCCCCACUCAGCUCCGUGUUGCUGGCGGUUGGGUCCGCGAUAAGUUGCUGGGCAAGGAUUGUUAUGAUAUUGAUAUUGCGCUUGAUGAUAUGAUGGGUAGUAAAUUUGUUGACAAGGUGACGGAGUAUCUGGCCUCUACUGGUGAAGAGGCACAAGGACUCGCAGUCAUUCCAAGCAAUCCAGACCAAUCAAAGCACCUGGAAACAGCAAGGAUGCGCCUUUAUGAUGUAUGGAUUGAUUUUGUGAACUUAAGGUCGGAAAAGUACAGUGAGAAUAGCCGGAUCCCUACCCAGAUGGAUUUUGGUACUGCUGAGGAGGAUGCAUACAGGAGGGACUUAACUAUAAACAGCAUGUUUUACAAUAUUAACACCAGCUCAGUUGAAGAUUUAACUGGUAGAGGCAUUGAAGACCUUAAAUCAGGAAGAAUAGUAACACCUUUGCCACCAAAGGAAACAUUCUUGGAUGAUCCUCUAAGGGUUCUUCGCGCUAUUCGUUUCGGUGCAAGGUUCAGAUUUACUCUGGAUGAAGAACUGAAAAAGGCUGCAGCUGCAGAUGAUGUGAGAGACGCGCUUGCUGCAAAAAUUAGCAAAGAGCGCAUUGGGACUGAAAUUGAUCUCAUGAUAUCCGGCAAUGAGCCAGUUAAAGCAGUGGAGUACAUUUACGAUUUGCAAUUAUUUUCUGUUGUUUUUGGCCUUCCUCCAGAUUAUGAACCUGCCCUUCCGGAUGAUUGCAAUAGGUUUUGUGUAACUUAUUUGGGUGCUGGAUGGAAUCUGUUGCACUCAAUAGGAUCUUCUGUUUUCAAUGAUGAUCAACGAAGACUUGCUCUUUAUGCUGCCCUGUUUUUUCCCUUCAGAAAGGCAACAUACAAGGAUAACAAAGCUAAGAAGAUUCCAGUUGUAAAUUAUAUUUUUCGGAACUCCUUAAAGCGGAAGGCUAGUGAUGCUGAGAUGGUCAUUGGCGUACACUCAGCUGCUGAGAGAUUCUUGAAGUUGAUUCCCUCUCUUGAAUCAGACAGGGAAUGUGAUUUUGAUGAACUUGACCUGAAUAAUGGACUUGGUGGUAUUCCUGCUUCCUCAAAACUGCGGGUAUCAGUAGGUUUUCUUUUACGGGACAUUAAGGAUUUUUGGCGAGUAGCCUUGUUAAUUUCCAUGUUAUCUUAUCCUUCUGAUGUUGGUUGCUCUGAAGAUUCUUUGGAUAAUAGUAAGCACCCCAUUGAGAAGAGACGAGAGGCGUUCAAGGUAGUUGAGGAUGCAAUUUUUAGAUUAGGACUAGAGAAGGUGUGGGAGGCAAAGCCAUUGUUGAACGGGAAGGAGAUUAUGAGCGUGUUGCAGCUGAAGGCUGGAGGACCACUUGUUAGAGAGUGGCAACAAAGAAUUCUUGCUUGGCAGCUGGCAAAUCCCUCUGGAACUGCAGAAGAAUGCCUUGAUUGGAUGAGGGAAACACAUCAGAAGCGGGUGAAACUGGAAUGAAUGACGCUUGGCCUCAACUCAUUACGACUAACCUGGUCAGAUGAGGGAAACAGCUGAAGUUAACUGACUCAAUACCACAUGAAUCCCUGAACUCAUCUUGCAGGACUGCUGUCAAACCCCCAUGUUUUUGCUGGUUGGUUUAGGAGUGUCAACUCCAUGUGAAGGGUUUUAUGGCAGUUUUAGCUCGGCACCACCACCUCCAUUUCUCCACGGGAAACACAAUUAGGAGGCAUAAUUUCUGUUAAAAUCUUAUAUACACUUCAGACCAUCCAUAACAUUUGUUCAGUGUGUUUGAAUUUGUGUAAAGCAGUAGAGAAACUGAAUUUGUUCUCCUUAUCUUAAUGAGAUCCAAACCGAAGAUUUUACGUGGUCUUAGUUUGGUCCACCA